AUGUUUAGGCAUAACUGUCAGCAAGAACCAAAGAAGCAGUGGAAGCUCAAAGAAGGUGCUGGGGCAGAAGAUGAGUGUACUGGUGAGGAGACACAUGUUGUUAGGGAUGAGUGUGAUGCAGCUAUAGACCAGGUAGUUGUGGGUGUGGAAGAGGCACAGGGUGCUGCUGUUGUUGGUAAUCUAGGAAGUGAUGAGGAAGGCAAUGAAGUGGCUGAUCCUCAGGGAAGCAAAGUUAUACAGAGCAAAGAGGUUGAGAUUCCUAUUCUUUUAGUAGAAGAUGGCAAAGCUCCUUCCUCAAUUGGGAGCCCGCCACUGAGUUUUGCCCAAAUUGUAAGGGGAUCACCGCCUUUGGGUGGGAGUCCUUCUGAGAUUGGGCAUUCAACUGAGCUUGGUAAGCCACCAUAUUCUGGGAGUUUACAGGCACAGUUGACUCAGGUAGUUGCAUCAAACUCAAUGCUUGUUUCAAAAGUGAUGUCAAGUUAG
Molecule: messenger RNA, 483 nt
Organism: Linum trigynum
Lineage: Eukaryota; Viridiplantae; Streptophyta; Magnoliopsida; Malpighiales; Linaceae
Source: the annotation of a GenBank genome assembly